AUGAGGGUUUUGAGGCUUAAGUUUCGAGGAGAAGAAAUCAGUUCGGUUGCUAAACAAACAAUUGCAUUCAACUAUUUGCUGGAAGGGCUAAAGAUGGAGGUGGAUCAAGUCGAGAGUAUCAAGAAAAUUGAGUUGCUCAAGUUACGAAGUCUAAGGAAGCUCUGUUUGGUCUUGGAUUUGGAUCAUACUCUUCUGCACACCAAGAAGCUUGCCACGCUUUCACCCGAGCAGAUAUCAGAGAUUAGUCAUUAUCGGGGUGAUGAUAUGUUUACAUGGAAGUUGCCUGGAGAGCCGAUGGUGACUAAGUUGAGGCCUUUUGUUCGACGCUUCUUGCAAGAGGCGAGUGAGAUGUUCCAGUUGUAUGUGUACACUAUGGGAUCACGCGACUACGCUUUGCAUAUUGUUGAGGAGUUUCUUGACCCUCAAGGCAUCUAUUUUGGCAAGAGGGUGAUUACGAGGGAGGAUUGUACUGUAAAGGGAGAGAAGGGGCUGGAUGUCGUGCCUGUUGAUCCGAGCAUUGUUCUUGUUUUAGAUGAUACCGAGAGGGUGUGGAAGAGGAAUUCGAAGAAUUUGAUUUUGAUUGACAGGUAUAAGUAUUUUGUGAAAGGGGGGAGAGAUGAAAGUGAGGAAGCAGGGGGUUUGAGGUUUGCGCUUAAAGGGCUUAAGAAGCUGCACUAUGUUUAUUUUGAGUGGUAUGAUCGUUGUAAGGAAGGCGAUGUGAGAGAGCUGGUGCAGAAUCAUUGGGAGGAUUUUAUCAAUGAUGAGGGGAAGCAAGAAGUUGGGACAGAGACUUGUUCAUCUGCUAUGGGAUUUUGGAAGCUUUCGAGGGUAGAGGAAGAAUGUUCAAGGGUUACUAAAAGGCAGAGGAUAUGCUAGUAUUCUGAAGUCUGAUCAACAGAGUGGAAAAUACAACUUUUUUAUUUGAAUUGCUACGAAACAGGAGAUUUAAUUUAGUGAAGAGGAUAUACACUGUUCUUUGGUUUUAUUAUGGAGAGAUGGUGUAAUUGCAGCUACUGAACGUUUUGUUGAAGUAGUAAAUGUUUUGGUUUUAAUCUUCAGGCACUUUAUAUAAGUUUGGAUGAAUUUGGUAGUAGAAAGUGUAUAAAGUCUCCGGAAUUUCAGA
Molecule: messenger RNA, 1123 nt
Organism: Daucus carota subsp. sativus
Lineage: Eukaryota; Viridiplantae; Streptophyta; Magnoliopsida; Apiales; Apiaceae
Product: RNA polymerase II C-terminal domain phosphatase-like 4
Exons: 1
Coding region: 1-876 (291 amino acids)
Cellular component (GO): nucleus
Molecular function (GO): RNA polymerase II CTD heptapeptide repeat phosphatase activity
Source: RefSeq, a predicted model, not a curated record